This is a messenger RNA of Adineta ricciae, 810 nucleotides long. Lineage: Eukaryota; Metazoa; Rotifera; Eurotatoria; Adinetida; Adinetidae. The record is from the annotation of a GenBank genome assembly.
AUGCCUGUGACCAAUCUACCGCUCAUUCAGCAAGCGAUGACUCGAUAUGGAAUGAGUUUCUAUCUCGGACUCGGUGUCAUAGGCAAUGCCUGUGGUUGUAUUAUGUUUACUCGACAGACCUACCGUCGAACGGCUAGUUCAGUUUAUUUCCUAUGUCUGUCAAUUUGUUCGAUAAUGUAUUUGAUUUGGUCUCUUUUUCCAUAUUUAUAUUCACUUGAUCAUAUCGAUCCUCAAAAACAAUCGAUAGCAUAUUGCAAGACAAGAUUUUAUGCAUUAAGUUUAUACCCUGAAGAUGUAAAUCCUUCAGAAAUCAAUGAACUUCACUGUUCGACUUUGGAAAAAUUAGCCGCGUUCGAAACUUCGGCCAACGGAAGAAACUGGUAUAUGACAAAACGGUUAGAAAUUCAAGGAUUGAUUCAUAUAAAACCAUCGGAAAAACAAAUCAUUGAAACUGUGUCCAAAUCUUCGAUCAAAAACUGCUUACAAGUUCUGCCGGUGAAUUUUAAUUAUCAAAAGGCAGAAAUCGAAAACCUGGUGAUUUUCUUUCAUUUCAACGACACCAAUGAAAAAUAUUCGGUCGAACUUCGAAAUUCAAUUGUGGAUGUUCAAGACGGUUGGAAUGAGCAAAUCAAACCGGAUUUAGCGAUUGAAAUUAAAACAGAACGAAUCUGGAAAGAAAUUUUAGUUCGAGCGAAAACCCCAAUGGAUGCAUUGGACAAUGAAGAUAUUCGUAUUAAAAAUCAACAAGGUGAUGAUUAUCCGGAAGGCAUUCUUCAAUUGGUUCAGUUUUUGCUUCUUUUUGCCCCAUAA